CGAAGUACCUAACGUGUGGCAUAGUGUACGGGCAUCCUUAACUUAUCGUCCGAUCGACGAGUCACUAGCAAGUAACUCGAUCAUGAAUGAAGAUUUGAGAAAUCAAGUGACUGGGUCUUCUUUCAUUUGCACUCAUUCUACAUCUCACGGCUUUUCAUUCUAUACAAUAGGAUAUACAGUCUCUCCCUGCUCGUUCUCUCCGCGGUUUUCUUAAUGGCGGAUUUCCCCAAAGAAGUCCCACUCGUUCCGCUUUUUGGCUUUCGACCCUCGACCCUCUCGUUUAUCUUUUUCCUCCACAUCUUCUGUGCGGCGACUCUCGUCGGUGUUAUUGGAAAGAUACCUACGAUGGCUAGUUCGCCAACAUUGACGGACGGCCUACUGGCCGCCUGGCAUACCUACCGUCUACCGCUCCUCAUUGCUCUCUCCACCCUGUUCGUGGCCCUUCAUACGUAUCGCAAAGUCCAGUCGCGAUCCAAGACCCCGACCUCCUCCUCGAUUCCGUCCUCGCCCCGCAGUCAAUCCCCAGCAAAAUCCCCAAUUCUCCACGUGCCGACCGAGAAACAACCCCCACCACUGAUCCCCACGAACAAUGGCAAGCUCACCCACAAUGAUCAGCCUCCCAAGUCCACCUCGGGUCCCAAGCGCGUCCAAGGCAAGAGACCCGCUAAGACCGUCACCGGUCGCCGUACGACUAGCGAGGAGAGACACCCUUUGUCCCUUCAGCCCGUGAUCUUCUUUGCAUCGUUGACGACGACGACGGAACGCUACGCCAACGUGCUGCUGGAGGAUCUGCGUGCGGUGGCACAGGAACGAGCCGACCCGGAGAACCGCGAAAGUGGCCUGUUACCCCCGCAGAUCCACGAUAUCUCGUACAUCGACUUUGACGACUUCUUCGCCGCGGCUCCCAAACCGCCGUCGACCUCCCCCGGCACUCGCUACUUGUACUGCAUUCUGAUCCCCACAUAUAACAUUGACACGGUCUUGAACACGUUAUUGGGUCACUUGGAUGAGAUUCAUAAUGAUUUCCGUAUCGACACUGCGCCCCUCUCCCAAUUGGCGGGCUAUUCGGUCUUUGGCUUUGGUGACAAGGAGGAGUGGCCCACCGAGGAGGAGGGUUUCUGUUCUCAGGCGAAAGAAGUCGAUCGCUGGAUGGCGAAACUGACCGGCCGAAAGCGGGCGUAUCCGUUGGGAAUGGGUGAUGUCAAGACUGAUGCAGAGAUCUCGUUGAAAGAGUGGUCUCAAGGACUUCAGGAUACCAUUUUCGAUAUCCUGGAGAGUGGCGGUCUGGGAGAGGGUGUUCCGGGCAGCGGUGACGCCGUGGAGAGUGACGAUGAAGAAUUGGAGGACUUGGAGGAUGGCGACGAGUCCAGGAGCAAAAAGAAGGAUACUUCGACCAUGGUCGAUCUGGAGGAUAUCAAGAUGAAUGGGGACUCGGCUGGUCCCAUUCCCAUUGACUUUACGACCACGGGCAAGGCUGUAUCUGCGGAGGCCACCGCGAAGGAGAUGGUUCCCAAGACGUCCCCGACAUAUGCCGCUCUGACGAAGCAGGGUUAUACCAUUGUUGGCUCCCACUCUGGCGUCAAGAUCUGUCGAUGGACCAAGUCCGCGCUCCGUGGUCGUGGCUCGUGCUACAAAUAUUCUUUCUACGGCAUCAAGUCUCAUCUCUGCAUGGAGGCGACGCCUUCGCUGUCGUGCAGUAACAAGUGUAUCUUUUGCUGGCGUCACGGUACCAACCCCGUUGGGACCACCUGGCGAUGGAAAGUCGACUCGCCUGAGUUGAUAUUCGAUGGUGUGAAGGAAGGUCACUACAAGAAGAUUAAGAUGUUAAAGGGCGUGCCUGGAGUGCGAGCCGAGAGAUUUGCCGAAGCUAUGCGAAUUAGGCAUUGCGCCUUGAGCUUGGUCGGCGAGCCGAUCUUCUACCCCCAUAUCAACCGCUUCCUGGACAUGUUGCACGAGGAGCGCAUCUCCAGCUUUUUGGUCUGCAAUGCUCAGCAUCCCGACCAGUUGGAGGCGCUGCAUCGUGUGACCCAGCUCUACGUUUCCAUCGACGCUAGCAACCGCGAGAGUCUGCGAAAGAUUGAUCGCCCUCUUCACCGUGAUUUCUGGGAGCGAUUCCAGCGCUGUCUAGACAUUCUGCGAGAGAAACGUCACAUCCAGCGGACCGUAUUCCGAUUGACUCUUGUGAAAGGCUUCAAUGUCGAGGAUGAAGUCGUUGGAUAUGCUAAUUUAGUUGAAAAGGCAUUGCCGGGCUUGGUCGAGAUCAAGGGUGUCACCUUCUGCGGAACCAGCACUAGUGCGGGCGCCGGCCUGACGAUGAAAAACGUGCCUUUCUACGAAGAAGUGUCUGCCUUUGUCGUCGCACUGAAUGAGGAGCUGCAGCGACGCGGUCUCAAGUACGGAAUUGCUGCCGAGCACGCCCACAGCUGCUGCGUCUUGCUUGCAUCGGAGCGUUUCCAUGUGAAUGGAAAGUGGCACACCCGUAUUGAUUAUGACCGGUUCUUUGAAUUAUUGGAGAGGGAGAAGCAGGAUGGUACCUCAUUCGCUCCCGAGGAUUACAUGCGUGAAACGGAAGAGUGGGCUCUCUGGGGCCGUGGUGGCUUCAACCCCGAUGACGAACGGGUCUUCCGCAAGGGCCGUGACGCCGACUCUCGGGCUCGUAAAGCUCGUGAGAUCCUAGGGACGGCCAUUACGUUUUGAAACGCUUUCUCUAUAUAGCCUCCCAUCUUGAAGUACUUUUGCGGUACAUGGAGGCAACAAAAAAGGGUCACGCUGCGCACAGAAAACUGAUUCAAAACCUUGGCGCUGUCUCCUUCGACAGUUAGCUACAUGUGCAUACCAUUGCCAUUAAAAAAUACGCAACCUCUGCUACGGCACAAAAAGUUCCUCGAGCCUUUCUUAUCUUCACAAUUGAUCAAUUAUCCACUAUGAGACUAUCUGCCUAUUCAAGCAUACUUCUUCACCAGAUCCGCCACCUCGGAAUCCGACAAUUUCUGAACGCCCAGAAGCUCAUUAUCAGUCUUGGUAAACAGAGCUCCAUACUUCCCACCAUAAAUAGCCCGCAGGAUCAGAUUAGUCGCAAACGUCCUCCCAUCGGGCGGAGACUGUUUCAGAGCUUCGUAAGCCUCCUUCUCGACAUCCUCAGUCUUGACAUUCUCUCGCUGAAUCUUGUCGCCAUUACCCGACAGAUCCAGCAGCUGAUUCUGAGUGAACUGCACAUCGGAGACAAAGACAUGUCGAUUCUUAGUUUCGUCGAGAUGCUUCAAAACCCCGACCACGGCUCGUCCAACACCCGCCAGCGUGGUACUGCUAACGGGAACGUCGCCGCCGUCAUAGAUACGCGUGGACGGCCCCUUGAGAUUGACAACAAACCUUUGUUCAAGACCCCAGUCGAAGAACGGGCCGUUGAUCACGCCCGUCCAGCUAAACGCGGCAUCCUGCUUGGCGACUUCCUCCAGUUUCUGGAGAACGGCGACCUUGUCGCCGAAGACGGGCAGCUGAGCCGUUAACGGGUUGCUGGUGUCGGAGCCGAACUCGGAGGGGAUGAAGCGCUGGAUGCCGGCGGUUUGGGCUGCUUCCACCAGGCGGAGGUGGACCUCGCGGGGGACGAGGCCAGCGCUGAGGGCGUUGACUACGGCGUCUUGGGUCUUGAGCGCGGCCACGAGAGAGUCGAGGGAGUUGUAGUCGACUACUUGGAUGCGAGCGCGUGAAUCGACUUGAUGCGAAUCCGAGCGACUGAGGAUGGUGACUUCGAAGCCGGCAUCGAGUAGUUGAGUGAUAAUGGCUGGUCCGAGGUUACCGGUGCCCUGUUCGAAUUUGGGAUUAGUUUAGAAAAGGCUGGAUGAUGUAGAAAGAGAGUUGUCUCAAACGUACACCGGCCACAGCUACACGAGUAAUCGCCAUGAUGAAUUAUAAGAUGGACGAGGUAAACGAUGAUCGGCGCUGGAAUAAGCUUAAAAGUUUGGCACUUCAAGGGUUGUUUGAGAGCUGGAGGGAUAGUUGAAUGGAUUCGGGCCACAUUGCAGGUCUCGUCGACUACUUAUAUCCAUCUACCCUGGCAGAGUAUGUUCUACAAUGCUCCAUUGCAACAAUCGUGCGCAUGUCACCAAACCUGCGUUGUAUCACCUCAUCUACAAAGAUUAUUGAGCGGCGCGGAAGUGUCCCGUGGAGUAGACCGUGGGCUGACUAAACAAAAGAGGAGGUGAUUAGAACGGCGGAUAGCAG
Molecule: messenger RNA, 4221 nt
Organism: Penicillium brasilianum
Lineage: Eukaryota; Fungi; Ascomycota; Eurotiomycetes; Eurotiales; Aspergillaceae
Source: the annotation of a GenBank genome assembly